AUGCCGAAGCUGGUCUAUCCGCGCAUCUCUCUCCUCAAUAAGAGGUCUGUGUCAGCGCGAUCUUUUGGCUCGCUGUCGCGACAGCAGCUAGCACAGCCUCGUCAUGGCCUUCUCAAUGAGCCGUGGCUUCCUCCGGCAAUAAACUCCCCACUCCCAACCGCAUAUUUCUCUCCGACCCGCGUACGCCGCGAACUAGACGGAGGGGAAGGAAAAUCUCAACGAAACGACCAUAAGCCACCCGAUGAAAGGACCUUGAAGCUCGGAAAGACUUUACGGACCCUAUCCCCUUUACUCCCAACUCUCCUGUACAAUACUCUUCCCACCAAAAUCCUUGCCCCAAGCGUGACCCUUCAUCUUUUCCCAUCUACACAUCCACACCUCCCAACAGUCAAAGGACGCACCCUAUACCGCGCAGCACUAUGGACAGUCCCAGUCGCAUGGAGCAGCGUGCCCUUAGUCGGAAACGUGAAGCUACAAAUCCUCAGCGAAAGGAUCGUGCGCUCAGGCACACUGCUCGAUCCGUUGCGCAACGGUGACCACCACGACUGUGGCGAUGAGCGCCUAGUAGUUCGAUGGAAGACCGAGCCUCGGACAGAUAGCGGGCCUUUCCAUGCCCCGUCUCCCUCGUCGAAGACAAGUUCAACCGCGUCUCAAAAUGCUGCUUCGUUGCAAGAGAGCCAUCUGUCAGCCUCGAAAAAGGGUACUAACAAAGGCCUGAGUGUGCUGCUUGGAGGUGAAGAACCUAUAUUCAAACUCUCAAAAGAAGAGCAGUUCACUGGUCUGUUUAUUUUUUCUUUCGAUGAGGAAGGUCGCAUCUUGACUCAUACUAUUGAGCACGCUGAUGAAGCUGAUGGCUGGGAACGGACUUCUAAAUUCGUUACUUUGACAGACUGGCUUAUUGGCAAGGCGCGUGGCUCUUUGGAUCCAGUCACAAAUCCAGGACUGGCCAUGGAAUCUUGUCAGAAUCAUGGGUUUGAUUCGAGUGACCACCGGAGAUCAUGA
Messenger RNA from Penicillium antarcticum, 1002 nucleotides. RefSeq lists its product as uncharacterized. The transcript is spliced from 2 exons. Bases 1 to 1002 code for a protein of 333 amino acids. Lineage: Eukaryota; Fungi; Ascomycota; Eurotiomycetes; Eurotiales; Aspergillaceae. The record is from RefSeq and is a predicted model, not a curated record.